Messenger RNA from Phialemonium atrogriseum, 2238 nucleotides. RefSeq lists its product as uncharacterized. The coding region runs from base 1 to 2238 and encodes 745 amino acids. NCBI's taxonomy places the organism in Eukaryota, Fungi, Ascomycota, Sordariomycetes, Cephalothecales, Cephalothecaceae. The transcript has 4 exons. Gene Ontology annotation, molecular function: FAD binding; oxidoreductase activity. The record is from RefSeq and is a predicted model, not a curated record.
AUGUACCGCCUGCUCCUCCCCUCAGCCUGCUCCCUCCUCCUGGGGGUGGCCCGAGGGAUAAACUUCGCCUUCGAGUCGACGCAGCUCGAGACGAGCGACAUCGCGGACUUUCCCGCCGUCGACUUCGGCAACAGGUCCCGGCCGCUCCACCACCAUGAAGCUGAGUGCCGGGCUUUCCCCGGUAGUGAUGACUGGCCCGACGAGCACGACUGGAACCGGCUCAACAAGACCAUGGGGGGCGCGCUGCUCAAGCCGCUGCCUCUGGGCAUGGCGUGCUACCCAGGGCCGCACUACGACGAGAAGACGUGCAGGUACCUGCUCAGCCCUUCUGCCUCGGUCUCACACUUCUACCUCGACGACCCCCUCACCGUCCUGACGCAGUGGACCGAGGGCGGCACGUGCAUGGCCUCCCUCAAGCCCACGGGGAACUGCACCCAGGGUGGCUUCCCCGUCUACGUCGCCAACGUGACCACGGUCAAGCAGGUCCAGGCAGCUGUGAACUUCGCGAGGAACAAGAAUAUCAGGCUGGUCAUCAAGAACACGGGCCACGACUUCGGCGGCAGGUCGGUUGGCGCAGGAUCUCUCAGUGUGUGGACGCACCACCUGAAGGACUUUGAGUUCAUCUCCAACUAUACCAAGGGGCGGUACAAGGGGAUGGCGGUCCGCUACGGGUCCGGCCUGGAGACGUGGGAGCUCUUCAACCACAUGGCGGCCAACAACAUCACCAUGGUCGCCGCCGGCGUUGGCACAGUCGGGGCCAACGGGGGUUGGUUCGGCUACGGGGGCCACGGAAACCUCGUCUCGUACUACGGCCUGGGCUCGGACCAGGCCCUGUCCAUCGAGGUUGUGACCGCCGACGGGAGGCUCGUGACUGCCGAUCCGUACAACAAUAGAGAUCUGUUCUUUGCCCUUCGCGGUGGUGGCGGAAGCACCUUCGGGAUCAUCACCUCGGUCGUCAUGAAGGCAUAUCCUCCGGUAAACAUCACCUCGACGUCCCUAAACUUCCAAGUGGCCGCUCCCAGGCCCGCGUUCAACCUGACCGGCUCCUGGAACGCCACCCUACCGAACGGGACCGUCGUCCCCAUCACCCUCCCCCCGCGGCCCUUCGCCGGCUCCCUCGACAGCGCCGACACCUUCUGGAAUGGCGUGAGCAUCUACCUCCGGUUCAGCCGCAAGAUCGUUGACGCGGGGGGCCUGAGCUUCAACUACGUGUACCCGCAGGGCAACAACACCUUCAGUUUCACCGCCUCGUCGACCUUCCCCAACAAGACCGCCGACGAGGUCGUCGCCCUCAUGGCGCCCCUCUACGCCUCCCUCAACGCCGCCGGCAUCCCCGCCACAAACCCGACCCGCCUGUCCCCUUCCCCCUUCGGCAGGCCGCGCGAGAAGCCCGGCGCCGCGCCCGGAAACGCGCGCUACCGCUCUCGCUUCUUCCCGCGCGGCCACUGGGACGACGACGAGCUGUGGAACAAGACCAUGGCGUCCAUCCGCGGGGCCGUCGAGGCGGGGUACAACUUCCACGGCAACUGCCAGGGGCCCAGCAAGGAGGUUGCGGGUUGGCCCGGCGCCGACUCGGCCGUCAACCCUGCGUGGCGGCGCGCGGCGAUGCACGCCAUGCUGAUGACGACGCAGCCGACGGGGCUGACGGCCGCGGAGGCGACGGCGGAGGACGAGCGCAUCAAGGAGUACAUGGACGUGUGGCGCGAGCUGACGCCUGGGUCGGGGUCGUACAUGAAUGAGGGGGAUCCCGGCGAGCCGGACUGGCAGGCGACGUACUUUGGGCACAACUACCCGCGGCUGCUGGACAUCAAGCGGGAUACGGAUCCGUGGGGGGUGUUCUGGGCGCCUACGACGGUCGGGAGCGAGGACUGGGAGGUGCGUGUCGUGGAUGGGUAUCCGAACUCGCAGAACGGGAGGCUGUGUCCCACCAACUCCGCAACCACAAGGAUAGUCCUCUUCCCCGCCGCCGCCGCCGUCGUCGUCCCCGUCCCCGCCCCAUCCUUUUCGGCACCCGCAUCUCCACCCGCACCCGGGGGCGCGAGCCCAGCGGCGAACUUUGCCCUCGCGUCGGCCGACUCGCCGCCGGGGUACAUGAGGCGCGACAUGACGUUUGGGCCGAAGGCGGCGAAGUGGAUGUCCACGGCGGCGGCGACGUCGGCCGCGGUGGUGGCCUCGCGGAUGCGGAUGCGGGUGCGGGUGCGGGUGCGGCAGGGCCGGGUGCUGGUGGUGCUGCCGUAG